Aspergillus oryzae RIB40 is the source of this 1617-nucleotide messenger RNA. Its product is annotated as putative GABA permease (Uga4). The transcript is spliced from 8 exons. The record is from RefSeq and is a predicted model, not a curated record. Lineage: Eukaryota; Fungi; Ascomycota; Eurotiomycetes; Eurotiales; Aspergillaceae. Bases 1 to 1617 code for a protein of 538 amino acids. Gene Ontology annotation, cellular component: membrane. Gene Ontology annotation, biological process: transmembrane transport. Gene Ontology annotation, molecular function: transmembrane transporter activity.
AUGGCCAAGAUGGAAUCGCAGGCGGCCGUCCAGGCUCACGCCGGCGCCGAUGAGGCCGGCCUGGCGGAUCCUGGCGAUAUACAAUUACUGGCGAAAAUGGGUUACAAGCAGGAACUGCGCCGACAGUAUUCGACCGUGCAGAUUUUCGCCGUCGCGUUUAGUAUCAUGGGUCUGGUGCCGUCAAUCGCCUCGACGCUCGCGUUUUCGUUGCCCGCCGGGCCGGCGGGUAUGGUUUGGGGUUGGCUCACCGCGAGUAUUUUCAUUUUCACCGUCGGUCUUGCUAUGGCCGAUAUGGCGUCCGCCAUGCCCACUGCCGGAGGUCUUUAUUGGUGGACGCAUUACUUCGCCGGUGAGAAAUACAAGAAGGUGUUGAGCUUUCUGGUUGGAUAUAGCAAUACAAUGGGGUUGAUUGGAGGCAUGUGCUCGGUGGAUUACACACUCUCUCUGAUGCUGCUGGCUUGUGUCUCUAUCACUCGCGACGGGAACUGGUCGGCCUCGAACGGCACGAUUUACGGCGUCUAUGUCGGCCUCAUCAUCAUCCACGCCCUCUGCGGUAUCUAUACGGGGAAAAUCAUGCCCAAGAUCCAAACCUUCUGUAUCUUUAUCAACGUCGCCAUCAUCGUCGCGACCGUUAUCGCUCUCCCUGUUGGAAAGGUCACUCGUGGCGAAAAGCUCAACUCGGGAUCAUUCGUCUAUGGACACGUUGAUAAUCUUACCAGCUGGCCAACCGGCUGGGCCUUCGUCCUCUCCUUUUUGGCCCCUAUCUGGUCCAUUGGUUUCUUUGAUUCUUGCGUGCAUAUGAGUGAGGAGGCGCUCCAUGCCGCGAAGGCUGUGCCGCUGGGAAUCAUUUGGUCGGCUGGUUGUGCAACUGUGUUGGGCUUUUUCGUCCUGUCGAUCAUCGCAGCCUGCAUGAACCCGGAUGUGAGCGCGACAAUGAACUCCGUGUACGGCCAACCUAUGGCGCAGGUCUACUUCGACGCACUGGGCAAGAAAGGAGCCCUCGGCUUCAUGGGCGUGCUGAUCGUCAUCCAAUUCCUUAUCGGUCUCAGCCUGAUCGUCGCCGCCUCCCGCCAAGUCUGGGCCUUCUCCCGUGACGGAGCCCUGCCCUUCUCUGGUUAUUUCCGCCAUGUCAGCAAACGCGUCCGCUACCAACCCGUCCGUGCCAUCAUCGGCCUGGUCGUCGUCUGCAUCAUCUUCGGCCUGCUGUGCCUGAUCAACUCCGUUGCCGCGAACGCACUGUUCUCCUUGUUCGUAGCCUCCAAUUACGUCGCAUGGGGCACACCCAUCCUCUGCCGCCUGAUCUGGGGCAAGACGCGCUUCCGACCGGGCGAAUUCUACACUGGAAUCUUGAGUCGUCCGCUGGCCACGAUUGCCGUCGUCUGGUUGGUGUUCGGUUUGAUCUUGUCUAUGUUCCCCAGCACGGGGCCGAAUCCCAGUGCCCAGGAUAUGAACUACACAAUCGUCAUCAAUGGCUUCGUGUGGAUCGCCGCGAUGACUUACUAUGUUCUUUUCGCGAGGAGAUGGUACACCGGACCCAAGAUGACCAUCGAUGCGCCACCGAGUGCAACGGAUUCUGCGUCCGGGGAUGAGGGAAGAGUUGAGCAGAAGGCGGAGUAG